GAACUUCAGUAACGCUACCCAGAAAGGUCUGUGCUGGUCCAAAUGGCACACAUCCCACAAGUGGCGUCUUUCUUUCUCUUUCUGACUAAGCUCAGCAUUGGCCAGAGAGAAGUAACUGUUCAGAAAGGACCACUGUUCAGAGCUGAAGGUUACCCUGUCAGCAUUGGCUGCAGUGUAACUGGCCACCAGGGACCUUCUGAGCAGCAUUUCCAGUGGUCUGUUUACCUGCCAGCAGUGCCCACUCGAGAAGUCCGGAUCAUUAGCACCAUGGAUGCCACCUUCUCUUAUGCAGUGUAUGCGCAGCGGGUGCAAAGCAGGGGAAUCUACGUGGAGAGGGUUCAGGGCAACUCUGUCUUGUUGCACAUCUCAAAGCUCCAAAUGAAGGAUUCUGGCGAGUAUGAGUGUCACACACCGAGCACUGAUGAAAAGUACUAUGGGAGUUACAGUGCGAAGACCAAUCUCACUGUCAUUGCAGAUACCCUCUCUGCCUCCAUGAGCCCCCAGACUCUCACUAAGGAGGAAGGAGAGCCGUUGGAGCUUACCUGUGAGGCGGCCAAAGCCACAGCUCAGCACACCCACCUCUCUGUCACCUGGUACCUGGUGCAGGAUGGAGAAAAAAGCCACGCCGUCAAGAUUAUUUCCCUCUUGAGAGAUUUUAUGUUGGUCCCUGGGCCCUCGUAUGCAGAGAGGUUUGUAGCUGGUGAUGUGCGACUCGAUAAGCUUGGGGUCACCACCUUCAGGCUGUUCAUAAGGAGGCUCCGGCCCUCAGAUCAAGGUCAGCUGUUCUGUGAGGCAACUGAGUGGAUUCAGGAUCCAGAUGAAACCUGGACUUUGAUCACAAAAAAGCAGACAGAUGAAACAGCGCUGAGGAUCCAGCUGGCAGUGAAAGAUUUUCAAGUUAACAUCAUAGCUGAGAGUGCGUUUACUGAAGGGAAUUCCUUAGAACUGCUUUGCCUUGUGGUAGGCAGUGACCAGGCCCCACAGCUGCAGGGUAUUUGGUUCUUCAACGGUGUUGAAAUGGCCCACAUUGAUGCUGAUGGAGUUCUGAACCUGAAGGAAGACUACAAGGAGAGAGCAAGUCAAGGACGGCUCCAGGUUUCAAAGUUAAGCCCCAAGACUUUCUCUCUCAAGAUCUUCUCUGCAGGCCCAGAGGAGGAAGGUGCUUACAGAUGUGCAGUGGCUGAGGUGGCAAGAACUCAGAUGGGCUCCUGGCAGGUGCUCCAGAUGAAGCAGUCACCAGACAACCACAUGCAUCUAAGGAGGCUGGCAGUGAGAAGUGUGAUCGUGUCCACCAAGAACAAGCAGCAGGCAGUGUGGGAAGGAGAGGCCUUAACCCUUCUCUGCCAGGCAGAUGGAGAUGAAAGUCUUUUGUCUGUGAAUUGGUGGCACAUCCCCCAUGGCCAGACCCAGCCAGAGUUUGUGGCUGGUAUGAAGGCGGAUGGCACAGUGCAGCUCGGUGCUUCCUAUGGGGAGCUCAGUGACCAUGGCAACGCAAGGCUGGAGAAAAUGGACUGGGCCACCUUCCAGCUGGAGAUCUUCUCUGCCACCAUUGCAGACAGUGGCACCUAUGAGUGCAGGGUGUCUGAGGGGACCCGGAACCAGGCCACAGAUCUGAGCUGGACUCAGAAGAUGUCGGUCACUGUAAAAUCUCUGGAGUCAAGUUUGCAAGUUCAUCUGAUGAGCCGUCAACCACAAGUGAAAUUAACCAACACCUUUGACCUGUCUUGCCUUGUCAGGGCUGGCUUCUCUGACCUCAGGGUUCCACUCACUGUGACAUGGCAGUUCAAGCCAGCCGGAUCGCAAGUCUUCCAUCGGCUUAUUCGAAUCACCUAUAAUGGCACCAUUGAAUGGGGGGAUUUGCUAUCCCAGUUCCAAAAGAAGACGAAGGUUUCACAGUCUUCAUUUCAUUCUUACCUCCUAAUCCAUGAUGCCACUGAGGAAGAAGCGGGACUUUACCAGUGUAAAGUUGAAGUUUAUGACAGAAGGUCCCUGUGCACACAUGGCCCGGUGCGGGCUCUUGCCAUCUCUCACCCUCUCAGGAUAAACAUCACUUUACCAGAGAGCAAGCUAAAAGUGAAUUCAAGCCGUCAAGUCCAAGAACUCUCCAUCAACUCCAACACUGACAUAGAAUGUAGUAUCUUGUGCCAGUCCACUGGAAACCUUCAGUUAUCCAUUAUUUGGUACUUCUCUCCUAUUUCCACUAAUGCAUCCUGGCUGAGGAUCCUGGAAAUAGACCAAACCAAUGUUGUAAAAUAUGGGGAUGAAUUUCACACUCCACAAAGAAAACAAAAAUUCCACACCGAGAAAGUUUCCCAAGACUUGUUUCAGCUACACAUUCUGAAUAUGGAAGACAGCGAUCAGGGCAAAUAUUGCUGCGCCGUAGAGGAAUGGCUCUCAUCUACCAAUGGCACUUGGCACAAGCUUGGAGAAAAGAUGUCAGGCGUCACAGAAUUGAAACUCAGGCCGACAGGAAGUAAGGUACAUGUCUCCAAAGUGUACUGGACAGAAAAUGCUACUGAGCACAGAGAGGUGGACUUCUGCUGCAGGCUGGAGAGUUCUGGCAGAUCAGCCUCCCUUUUCUCUGUGAUAUGGUACUGGAACAGAGAAAAUUCUGGAAGCAAAAUGUUGGUGCACCUACAACAUGAUGGCUUGCUGGAGUACGGUGAAGAGGGGCUCAGCAGGCGCCUGCACUGUUACCAUUCAUCCCCUACAGACUUUGUUCUGAAGCUUCGUCAGGUGGAGAUGGAGGAUGCUGGCAUGUACUGGUGCAGGGUGACAGAGUGGCAGCUGCAUGGCAACCCAAGCAAGUGGGUCAACCAAGCAUCCGAUGAGUCCCAGCCUAUGGUGCUCACAGUGCUGCCUUCAGAGCCCACAUUUCCUUCCCGGAUCUGCUCAUCAGCACCUUUACUCUAUUUCCUGAUCAUCUGCCCCUGCAUUAUGUUCAUUCUUUUGCUCAUUUCACUCCUCUGCUUAUACUGGAAGACCAGGAAGUUGUCAACCCUGAGUCUGAACACACGGAGAGAAAAGGCUCUCUGGGUGGACUUGAAAGGCACUGAAGACCGGUCCACAAACAGGAGGGAAGAGGAGGAGGAAGAAGAUGACCACUGAGUCCUGAGAGGUGCCUGCCACCCCAUGAAUGAGCUCGGGUUUGCAGUUGGACAGGCCCGGAUGUGAAUCUGUCUGUGGCCUCGGGCAAGUUUCCUAGGAGUCAGAUGGAACAUCUGUUGAGUGUGUAUGCAGUUCCUGGCACUGUGACGUGUUUCUCUGUGGAUUACUUCAUCUACCCCUCCAGUUCCCCCAUGAACUAGAAGACACCAUUACCCCGUUUUACAUUGGCCACACCUUGCAGAGGUUCAGGGCCCCCAUCUGUAUGGAGAGAAGUGCCUCCCUCAAGCAGCCUCUUGGCAGUUAAAGGCCCUCCUGAGGCAAAGCCAGGGUAGGCUUCCCUUUGCUCUCCUCUCUUACGUCACUGGCUCCCUGGAAACAUUCGCAGACGUCCAGUCACAACACUGGCUCUUAAGGAAUCUUUUGUCUCCAUGUAAGAGGUGGAAGUAGGGGCCUGAUGUCAGGGCAAAAGGAAGUGGGAACAUGUCCGUCACUUACAUGAAAUCUGCAACCCGACAAGGAUGUGACUUCCUUCAAGGCAGAAAUCCCAUUGUUUUCCUCCAUCCCAUCUAUAAAUGCCACUCAUAGUAGGUGCUUAGUCAGUAUUGGUUCUUGGAUGAAAUGGUAACAUAUUCUGUAGCGUGGUUUCUUUUUUUCCUUUUCUCUUUAAGACUUAUUACCGCAUUGCUAAGGUUUUUUUUUUUUUUAUUUCAUAGCAGUGCUCCAGUCAAGCCCCCGAGGCUUUCUGUCUCCCCUUCCCCCUGGCUUCUGGUUCUUAGCCUUAUUUGGUCUGACAGCCCCAGGUGGUAGGAAAGGCUGUUGUGGCAGUUAUUUGAGGGAGAAGGGAUGAACAGUGCACCACCCCCUUCCGCUCCAGCAGAGACUGAGUGCUGGGGGAGCCGUGGCUCAAGUCCAAUUUCUCAGGAUCCCCUAUUCUCAACCAGAAGUCUGGGGUAGAGCUGGGGAAUGUCAUGGCUGAAGGCUUUCACCACCUGUCUUCUUGCAGAUUUCAUGUAACAACUGUGCCCACUGGGCCUGAGGUCUCCUUUGUUUCAAAAGCUGCUCAGGCCCUGUUGUAGCCAGAAUUGGAAAUCAAUCAGUGCCACCUAACAGACUUGAGAAAACACAUCUAUUUAUUGUCUAUGUGACCAACAAGGUUGCUUUAGCACUCGGUCAUUUGCAUUUCCAGGGAGAGCAAUUUAUUUUUAAUUAUUUUAUCAGUUGUACAUGUCCUCUGCAAACAUAAUUAGUUCUUCUGCAAGGUGAUUAUUGGUGGCUAUGAGAACUCCCACUGUAAACCUACCAGUCCCUUAAAUUCAUCUCCCUUUAUAGCCUCAUUUGAAAUACUUCAAAUGUUUCCUUAAACAUGUCAACACAUUUGUUUCUUCUCUCUGGUAAAGGAGCAUAUUUUUCAUAAACAAAGCUAAAGUUAAGACUUCUUAGAAAGUAUGAUAUUCUCCACACACACACCCUUCGCCACUUUUUCCAGAAACCUGCAUUUUAAUUGGGAUAUUAAAGGGAAAGAGAGCAGAACUGAGUCCCAUCAGAGAAUCAGAGCAGUUCUGGUGCCGCCCCUGCCGGGGGUACUGUCCUGCAACCCCUCUUCUCCUCUUUACCCCCGCCUUUCAGCUCUUAGCUCAAAUACCAGUUCUUCACAUUUGAAUCCAGCACAGAGCAGACACUCCAGUAUCUACCUGCUGCUCCACCCAAGCAGAGCGUAGGAGUGAUUAUUCCCCGGCAAACACCUCCUACAUGUCUGUGUUGGGGUGGGUGUGACAGAGCGGUGGUGACUCAGGCAGACACAGACCCGCUCCCCUGCGAUCAUCACCUUGUUUGCUCUGGGUGCUCUGCUUUCAUUAAUGAAAUCUAGAACCAUGUUAGAUUUUUUUAAGAAACCACAUUGCGCUGUUUGGCCCAGAAAUAACUAUUUUUUCCUUCUCACACUUCUAGAAUAAAAUGUAUUUGUGCCCAAUUCA
Manis javanica (Malayan pangolin) is the source of this 5081-nucleotide messenger RNA. The record is from RefSeq and is a predicted model, not a curated record. NCBI's taxonomy places the organism in Eukaryota, Metazoa, Chordata, Mammalia, Pholidota, Manidae.